AUGGGACCUCAUCCACUCUUCAGUAAUAAACCUGGACCCUCACACACAAAAGGUCAGGACCACAGACUGAGAGCAGAGUCUCCAGGGUCCAGAUGUCUGUCUCUGAAGAGUGACUGGUCCAUGAGACAGCCUCUACUCUUCAGUAAUGAACCUGGACCCUCACACACAGAGGAGAGGAAGAGGAGUCAUGUUUCUGAGGAGGAGCAGUCGUCCUGCUGUGCUUCGUGUCAGGACGUCCUGAAGGAUCCAGUCUCCACCAGCUGUGGACACUGGUUCUGCAGACAGUGCAUCACCUCAUACUGGGACCAGUCUGGUUCUUCAGGAGACUCCUCCUGUCCCCAGUGUGGACAAAGAUCCAGAACAGGAGCUGGAGCUCAGACAGCCGCAGAUCGUGGUCUGCAGGAGGUUUCAGAUGAACAUAAGCUCAGUGUGAGGAGGAGAUGUGAACAUGUGACUGAAGGAAGUGAUGAAACAGGAAGUAUAACCCUCCUCAACAGGAUAUACACUGAGCUCUACAUCACAGAGGGACAGAGUGAAGAGGUUAAUACUCAACAUGAGGUGAGGCAGCUUGAGACGGCUUCCAAGAUGAAGAUCCUCCACGACACUCCCAUCAAGGUCCACGACAUCUUUAAAGCCUCCACUGACCAGCAGAGCAGCAUCAGAGUCGUCCUGACCAACGGCGUCGCUGGCGUUGGAAAAACCUUCUCGGUGCAGAAGUUCACUCUGGACUGGGCAGAGGGUUUAGAGAACCAGGAUGUGGGUCUGCUGGCUGUGCUUUCGUUCAGGGAGCUGAACCUGGUGAAGGACCAGCAGCACAGUCUUCUCACGCUGCUCCAUGUUUUCCAUCCAGCGUUACAGAAGCUCACAGCAGAGACGCUCGCUGUCUGUAAACCUUUGUUCAUCUUUGACGGCCUGGAUGAAAGCAGACCUUCUCUGGACUUCAACCACAGGGAGCUUGUGUCUGAGGUCACACAGAGGUCAUCAGUCAACGUGCUGCUGACAAACCUCAUCCGGGGGAAUCUGCUUCCCUCGGCUCUCGUCUGGAUAACCUCCAGACCUGCGGCGGCCAAUCAGAUCCCUCCUGCAUGUGUUGACAGGGUCACAGAAGUACGAGGCUUCACUGACGCCCAGAAGGAGGAGUACUUCAGGAGGAGAUUCAGUGAUGAAGAGCUGUGCAGCAGAAUCAUCUCACACAUCAAGACGUCCAGGAGCCUUCACAUCAUGUGUCAAAUCCCAGUCUUCUGCUGGAUCAGUGCUACAGUUCUGGAGCACAUGUUGACCACAGACCAGAGAGGAGAGCUGCCCAAGACCCUGACUGACCUGUACUCACACUUCCUGCUGGUUCAGACAAAGAGGAAGAACAACAAGUACGGUGAGGGACAUGAGACGAGUCCACAGCAGCUGACGGAGGCUGACAGGGACGUUCUCCUGAAGCUGGGGAGGCUGGCGCUUAAACAUCUGGAGGAAGGAAACAUCAUGUUCUACCAAGAAGACCUGGAGCGGUGUGGUCUUAAUGUCACAGAGGCCUCGGUGUACUCAGGAGUUUGUACUGAGAUCUUCAGAAGAGAGUGUGUGAUCUUCAAGAAAUCAGUCUACUGCUUUGUUCAUCUGAGCGUUCAGGAGUUUCUGGCUGCAGUCUACAUGUUCCACUGUUACACCAAAAGGAACCGAAAAGAACUCAACAACUUCUUGGGAACAUAUGGGGACACAGACAGUACCUUCUCCCUGGAUGACCUCCUGAAGAGAACUAUAAAGAAAUCCCUCACCAGUACAAAUGGUCAUCUGGACCUGUUUGUUCGCUUCCUCCACGGCCUCAGUCUGGAGUCCAACCAGAGAGUCUUAAGAGGCCUGCUGGGUCGGACAGAGAACAAUCCAAAGAUCAUCCAGAGAGUCUUAGGAGGCCUGCUGGGUCGGACAGGGAACAAUCCAAAGAUCAUCCAGAGAGUCAUCAUCAACCUGAAGGAGAUGCAGAGUGAUGACAUUGCUCCUGACAGAAGCAUCAACAUCUUCCACUGUCUGACUGAGAUGAACGACCACUCAGUUCAUCAGCAGAUGAAACAGUUCCUGACGUCAGAGAACAGAUCAGAGGAGAAACUCUCUGAGAUCCACUGCUCAGCUCUGGCCUACAUGCUGCAGAUGUCAGAGGAGGUUCUGGAUGAGUUGGACCUGAAGAAGUUCAACACAUCAAACCAGGGUCGAUGGAGACUGAUCCCAGCUGUGAGGAACUGCAGGAAGGCCCGACUCGAUGGUUGUCGACUCUCAGAGACUCACUGUGAAGUCGUGGCCUCAGCUCUGAAGUCAGACCCCUCACAUCUGAGAGAACUGAAUCUGAGUAAGAACAAGCUGCUGGAUUCAGGAGUGAAGCUGCUGUGUUCUGGACUGGAGAGUCCAAACUGUCGACUGGAGGCUCUGAGGUUGAUGAACUGCAGUCUGUCAGAGAUCAGCUGUUCUUCUCUGGCUUCAGCUCUGAGGUCAAACCCCUCUUAUCUGAGACAACUGGAUCUGAGCUACAACAACCUGAAGGACUCAGCAGUGAAGGAGCUGUGUGGUUUUCUACAGAGUCCAACCUGUCGACUGGAGACUAUGUGGUUGUGGAACUGCAGACUGUCAGAGAUCAGCUGUUCUUCUCUGGCUUCAGCUCUGAGGUCAAACCCCUCUCAUCUGAGAAAACUGGGUCUGGAUAACAACGACCUGCAGGACUCAGGAGUGAAGGAGCUGUGUGGUUUUCUACAGAGUCCAACUUGUCGACUGAAGACUCUGUGGUUGGAGAGCUGCAGUCUGUCAGAGAUCAGCUGUUCUUCUCUGGCUUCAGCUCUGAGGUCAAAACCCUCUCAUCUGAGAGAACUGGAUCUGAGUAACAACGACCUGCAGGACUCAGGAGUGAAGGAGCUGUGGGGUUUUCUACAGAGUCCAACCUGUCGACUGGAGACUCUGAGGUUGAAGAACUGCAGUCUGUCAGAGAUCAGCUGUUCUUCUCUGGCUUCAGCUCUGAGGUCAAACCCCUCUCAUCUGAGAGAACUGGAUAUGAGCUACAACAACCUGAAGGACUCAGGAGUGAAGGAGCUGUGUGGUUUUCUACAGAGUCCAACCUGUCGACUGGAGACACUGUGGUUGUGUAGCUGCAGUCUGUCAGAGAUCAGCUGUUCUUCUCUGGCUUCAGCUCUGAGGUCAAACGCCUCUCAUCUGAGAAAACUGGGUCUGGAUAACAACGACCUGCAGGACUCAGGAGUGAAGGAGCUGUGUGGUUUUCUACAGAGUUCAACCUGUCGACUGAAGACUCUGUGGUUGGAGGGCUGCCGUCUGUCAGAGAUCAGCUGUUCUUCUCUGGCUUCAGCUCUGAGGUCAAACCCCUCUCAUCUGAGAGAACUGGAUCUGAGUAGAAACAACGACUUGCAGGACUCAGGAGUGAAGGAGCUGUGUGGUUUUCUACAGAGUCCAACCUGUCGACUGGAGACUCUGAGGUUGAAGAGAUGCAGUCUGUCAGAGAUCAGCUGUUCUUCUCUGGCUUCAGCUCUGAGGUCAAACCCCUCUCAUCUGAGAGAACUGGAUCUGAGAGGAAACGACCUGCAGGACUCAGGAGUGAAGGAGCUGCUUGAUCUACAGCAGAGUCCAAACUGUCGACUGGAGACUCUGAGGUGGGAGGAGUGAUCUUAGUGGAGCUGAGUGUGAAGAGGACAGUGUGUGUGGACGGAGGCUGAGCUGUGUCCUGAGGAUCCAGAGGCUGAAGCAGCAGCAGCUUGUGUGUAGAGCGGCUCUGACUGGGCCUUGUUGCUGGGAGGCAGAGUGGAGACAGAGCUCCAGAGGAAUCAGAGGAGGUGGUUGUAAUAUGUAACUUCACCACUAGAUGGCCCUCCACACCGAUUUGGUUUAUUCACAUGAAGAAUGUGUUUAUUGACAUGACACAACACAAGCAGAAUAUAUAACCCCUCUAUAAAGAGUCACAUAUAUGUGUUUAAGUUUCCUUUAUUCUGUUCCACCUUUGUCCCUCAGUCUGUUUCCAUGUGUGUAGAACCACAUUCUGUUUGUUUAUGAUCUUAAAGUUCCUGGAUUCACGUCACAAAUUGAUUUAGUUCAACACAAAGUUCAACACAAUCAAACCACUUUGAGUUUAAAAUCAGAGUUUUGUCUUUGACACAAAAGAUCAAAACUCUGGACUUAAAAAUGGGACGUUUUCAUUUCUGCAUCAGGUGCAGAGCGGUGGUGGCUUUUCUACUUUUGACCCACAGGUGGCGCUGCAGUAUAACAGCAGCACAUCCCAGUCAAAGCCUUUAUAUUCAGUCUAUGAGUCAAACACAUGGAUCAUUUCCUCUGUGACAAACCAGAUGUAACGAGAAGAAAAACAUCUCAGAGAGAAAAGUUCUGUUUCUACUUGUCUCUGCUUUAAUGCUCAAUAAACAUCCUUCCACCGAC
This is a messenger RNA of Pleuronectes platessa (European plaice), 4410 nucleotides long. RefSeq names its product NACHT, LRR and PYD domains-containing protein 12-like. The record is from RefSeq and is a predicted model, not a curated record. Lineage: Eukaryota; Metazoa; Chordata; Actinopteri; Pleuronectiformes; Pleuronectidae. Gene Ontology annotation, molecular function: protein binding; nucleic acid binding; nucleotide binding. The transcript is spliced from 13 exons. The coding region runs from base 1 to 3648 and encodes 1215 amino acids.